Molecule: messenger RNA, 2300 nt
Organism: Dimorphilus gyrociliatus
Lineage: Eukaryota; Metazoa; Annelida; Polychaeta; Dinophilidae
Source: the annotation of a GenBank genome assembly
GACAUUUUUGUAGAAGAUAACAUACAGGUUUAUGGUGCCUCUGUGAGCGAAUUAAUCAGUUGAACCAGUCAAAAUGCAGAAUAACGAGGAACCAAAACAAACUAUAUCGGAAUUUUAUGCUGGCAAAAACGUGUUUCUAACUGGCGGCACAGGUUUUAUUGGAAAGGUCGUAAUUGAAAAACUAUUGAGAUCAUGCCCAGACGUACAAGGAAUCUACUGCCUAAUCAGACCAAAGAGGGGAAAGACAAUAGAAGAGCGUAUGAAAACUAUGCUACAGGAUAAGGUUUACGACAGAGUUCGACGUUUAAAUGCCGAUUUUGCUAAAAAAGUCCAUCUAAUUGCUGGCGAUGUUAUAGAAGAAAAUUUAGGAAUUUCGCAAGAUGAUUACGAAUUUUUAGAGAAUAAUAUCCAUAUUGUAUUCCAUUCUGCUGCUACAGUAAGAUUUGAAGAACCUUUGAAAUUAGCUAUUCGGAUGAAUGUCAUCGCAACAAAAAAAAUGAUACAACUCUGUAAAAGGAUGAAGCAUUUAAUUUCUCUUGUACAUGUUUCGACGGCAUACGCUAAUUGCGAUAGAGAGUUUAUCGAGGAAGUAAUCUAUCCAUCGUUGCAUAAGCCUGAAAACAUUAUCGAUAUGGUUCAAUGGAUGGACGAAGAUACCUUGAAUUCGAUUAUGCCGAAAUUAAUUGGACCGAAGCCUAACACGUACACAUAUACUAAACAAUUAGCCGAAUACAUGCUCGUACAAGAAGCUUCAAAUCUGCCCCUAGCUAUUCUUAGACCCUCGAUUGUCACUGCUUCGUGGAAGGAACCUUUUCCGGGAUGGAUUGAUAAUUUAAAUGGUCCUUCCGGUUUAUAUAUUGCUUAUGGAAAAGGUUUAAUGAGAACGAUGAUCAUGGAAACAGAUCUUGUUGCGGAUAUGAUUCCGGUUGAUAUUUCUGUCAACAUGUUAUUAGCAGUUGGUUGGUAUACUGCUGUCCACAACCCCGAAAAGACAAUGUUGUAUCAUUGUACAUCUGGAACAUUGAAUCCUUGUACCUGGGGAGCAAGUUGUAGCCACGUCAAAGAAGUAUUCAAAAAAGUACCAUUAGAAGGAGGAUUUAGGAGACCAAGGUGUUUUUUGACAAAUAAGCCAACUUUAUACGACUAUUGGAUUUUCGUUAGUCAUCACAUUCCAGCGUAUUUAGUAGACGGUGCGUGUAGGCUAAUUGGUAAAAAACCAAGGAUGGUCUCUCUUUACGCUCGAUUACAUAAGGCUAUGAGCACUUUGACUUAUUUUACUACAAGAUCGUGGGAAUGGAGUCACAAUGGACUAGACGCACUAAAGGCUGUGAUGACAGCAGAAGAUUCCCAGAAUUUUUACUUGGACCCAAGAUCCAUCCAUUGGCCUUCCUAUUUCGAAGAUUUUUGUUUGGGCACAAAAAAGUUUAUACUGAAGGAGGAGAUUUCAAAUGUCGAUACUGCUCGCGCACAUAUAAGAAAAUUAAGAAAUAUUCGCUAUUGUUUCAAUACUUUAGCCCUUGUGUUGCUAUGGAGGUUGUUGAUUGCAAAUUCGAAUUUAGCGAGAAGUUCCUGGUUCUUCGUUCUCAAUUUAGCCCUAAAAUUUUUGAGAUUUUUUAGAUUGUCUAGUACAAUGACCUAAAAACUUUAAUUAUAAGUUGAUCUUUUUCAAACGAACAACUUAUAAUUGAAAGAAAAAAUAAGCACUCCUAACCACUAAUGAUAUAGAUAUAUUUAUACAUAUAUACUAAAUAGAAAUAUCUAUAAAUUAAACAAAGUAUAUUUAUAAAUUAUAUCAAAAAUCUACAACAAAUCAUUGUUUCAGGUUGUGUGUUGACGUUCAGUAUUUUUUAUUUAAUUGAUUUUAUUUUCUUUCAAUUCACUCUGUUCACUCUCUGCUAUAUAUGUAUAUAUAUAUAUAUAUAGUGUGUCUGUAACGUCGUCUGUGAUUACCUGAAUUAAUUUUGGUUAAGUUUUCCUUUUUUGUCUUUUAUUAUAAUUUCUCUUAUUUUUUAAAAAAUUCAAAACAAAAAUUGGGAAGACGCCAAUGGUUGUUUUUUUAAUCAAAGUAAUUUAUAGUAUUCGUGCAAAAAGAGACUAUAUUGAAGAUAAAUCUGCUAUUUACAUUCCAAACUUUUAUAACUAGUUCCGAUAUCCUUUUAUAUAUGUACAGAUAUAUAUCAAUAUUCCAUUAUUAAUAAUAAUAUAUACCACUAUAAUUAUUUAGUUUAUAUUUAUCUCUAAUUCAUUGAAAUAAAAGAUUAAAUUACGUAAUUUUUACCUUUAGUUCCUUUAUAAAAGAG